AUGACACAUUCUCCUAAUCAACAAAAUCAAAUCCUAUACAGUGAAAAUGGUGAGUGGAAGGAUAUUAAACCAAUGUAUAACACUCCUGAUGAAGAUUGUGCAGUGAAGAUUUCAACAAGUUUAGAAUUUGAUGAUGCUUUUGCUUACUUGAGGGCCGUUAUGAAUGCAAAUGAGCUGAGUAAGCGUGUACUUGAAUUGACAACAAUUUGUAUAUCUUUAAACGCCGCUAAUUAUAGUGUUUGGAAUUAUCGGCGUAAAGUUCUUCGUGCAUUAGGCUUGAAUAUUGAAGAUGAAUUAAAAUAUUGUGAAACAGUUAUCGGUGAAAAUCCUAAAAACUAUCAAGUUUGGUAA
Molecule: messenger RNA, 351 nt
Organism: Meloidogyne enterolobii
Lineage: Eukaryota; Metazoa; Nematoda; Chromadorea; Rhabditida; Meloidogynidae
Source: the annotation of a GenBank genome assembly